AUGCAGUUCACUACCCUGCUCGCUGUCGUCGUGGCUUCUGCCCAGCUGAUCAUGGCUGCUCCCGUCGAGGCGACCAUCGAGACUGCCACGCAGCUCGCUACUACUACAUCUGUUUCUCCUUCUACUGCCGCCGCUACCUCUGCUGCUGUCGUCACGACGUGGCCUUACUUUAUCAAGAACAUCAAUUCUGCACUGUCAUCUUCCUCUUCUGCAUCCACAUCUACUUCUCCCACGAGCUCUGCCGCUGCCGUCACCCAGCAGGCCGCCGUCCAGCAGCGUGGCGUCGACCACGGCAAGAAGCUGACGGACUACCUCGACUACUCCACAAGCAAGGAGGACAAGCUCCCAGAGUGCUGCAAGAAGUGCAUGAUCGAGACCUCUGGCAGGGGAGGCACCUUCGGCCUGACCGUCAACGUCGGUGAGACGACGAUGGGUGACUUCUGCAACUACGAGAUCCGCACCAGCACCUGGCUGCGCGAUCAGGUCCUGCCGUGCACAAACAACGCAUGCGCCUUCGACUACGAGGGCACGACUGCAGCCUCCCAGAAGUGGAUGGGCAACGGGUUUUCUGGGGCGCAGUUGAGAUCCAGCCCCGAGGCCAACAAGGUGCGCCAGCGCCUAGCCAUCAAGGUUCUCGACCCGGGAUUUGCCAUCCAGGUCCUCAACCCAAAGGCACUUGAAAUGCGUAUGGCCAUCAAGGUACCAAAGGCAUAG
Molecule: messenger RNA, 714 nt
Organism: Gaeumannomyces tritici R3-111a-1
Lineage: Eukaryota; Fungi; Ascomycota; Sordariomycetes; Magnaporthales; Magnaporthaceae
Exons: 2
Coding region: 1-714 (237 amino acids)
Source: RefSeq, a predicted model, not a curated record